AUGGACAAUGGGCUGGCCUCUGCGAUUAGAUCGUGUCGAGAUUUGGAUCAGGCCAGGCAGCUCCACAGGCAAUGGGAGGGAGCAAAGGAAUCGAGCGGGAGCCUCUAUCUGGGAAAUCUCCUCAUCGAAACAUAUGGCAAAUGCGGGCAUCCCGAGUGUUCCCGCAAAGUUUUCGACAGUCUCCGGCUGCCCAACACCUUCUCUUGGAACCUUCUCAUCUCUGCCUACGCUCGCAAUGGAUUCCUCCAUGAGGCCCAAGAACUCUUUGCGGCGAUGUCACCCCGGAGCUUGGUGGCGGCAAACGUGAUGAUCACCGCAUAUGCCCGAAAGGGGCAUGUCAUAGAUGCAAAGAAUGUCUAUGAUUCUAUGCUAGAGCACAGCUCCGUUUCAUGGAGUGCUAUGAUCGCAGCUUUUUUAUCAGCUGGAGAUCUAGGCGACGCUUGCGAUCUUCUACAAGCAUUGCCAGAGAGGGAUAUUACGUGCUCAAACUUAGUCAUUGCAGCAUAUGCUCAGGCCGGGCAUUUGCCUCAAGCCAAGCGUUUGUUUGACGAGAUGCGUCACCGUGACAUAGCGACUUGGAACGCAAUGCUCGAGGCACUCGCUGGUGCCAGAGACGACGUGAUCGAAAUGGAGAGGUUUUUCGAGACGAUGAUGCCGGGGUGGAGUGCCGCGUCUUUGACAAUACUAGUGACUUCACUGGCUCGCCAUGGCUGCUUUGACGAGGCUCGAGUAGCAUUCGAGGCAAGGCCACAGCUACACGACCUUGUCUCGUGGACUGCACUGCUUGCAGGCUUCGCUCUCCAUCGCGAUGGCAAUGAGGAUAUCCAAGAGAGCGAGAACAUCUUCUUCCACAAAAUGCCCCUCCACAACCACGUUACUUGGACCAUGAUGCUCGCAGCCUACGCCAGGCACACGGAUCUCUCGCGAAGGGCGUCCGAGUUCUUCCACGAAAACUUGCCGCAGCACUCCAUCGCGUCGAGCAACACCGCUAUGGCAAUCCACGUCCAGGCCGGGAAGAUGGACCGGGCUCGCGCGCUGUUUAUGGAAUGGAGCUGCGAGACGUCGAGACGUGGGAUCUUCUUCUCAGGGCCACGCCAGCUGACGAGGUGA
Selaginella moellendorffii is the source of this 1110-nucleotide messenger RNA. Its product is annotated as pentatricopeptide repeat-containing protein At4g02750-like. Lineage: Eukaryota; Viridiplantae; Streptophyta; Lycopodiopsida; Selaginellales; Selaginellaceae. The record is from RefSeq and is a predicted model, not a curated record. The transcript has a single exon. Gene Ontology annotation, molecular function: protein binding. The coding region runs from base 1 to 1110 and encodes 369 amino acids.